Neurospora tetraspora is the source of this 1057-nucleotide messenger RNA. RefSeq lists its product as uncharacterized. The coding region runs from base 395 to 892 and encodes 165 amino acids. NCBI's taxonomy places the organism in Eukaryota, Fungi, Ascomycota, Sordariomycetes, Sordariales, Sordariaceae. The record is from RefSeq and is a predicted model, not a curated record. The transcript has 2 exons.
CUUCCUACAGCCACAAGAACCUCAUUUUUUAGGUUUCCCACCACCAGAUGAAGCAAACUUACAUCAAGAACAUGUUGGGCAAGAGUUUCAACAAGGAGACCAAGCAGUGGAAAUGCGAGGGCUGUAUUGCCUUCGGGUCUGACACCUGCCCUUCUGAGCUGGGCCCGGAAGUCGACGAGCUCUCCUACGAUGUCUGGGAUUAUUCUGAGAUCGAUGACGAGAAGGAGGAGAAGAUGGCCCAGAUUCUGGAGGAGAGGGCCUCUGCUAAGGACAAGGCCGCUCCCUCCAACGCCUCUCCGGAGGAGUAAACCAAGCUAUAUAGAUUGGUUUAGUUUGAAGAAGGAACUGGUCGUGGAUUUGACCGGGACUCAUCCCGGAUCAAAAACUCAACAGAAUGGCUGUGAUCUCCUCGCACUUCAAAGUCACAGCCACAAGAACAAGCUUGGGGCUUCCCAAUGCAGAUGGCGAAGAGCUUUGUCCUUGGCCAAAGGAGAACUACGAAUACAGUGGCAUCAAUAGCAUGAACCCUCUGACCUGGCCAAUUGCGGGACUUAAGAGGAAGAAUCAUUGUGGUGAUGAGGCAGAGGAAGCACCAGAGAGAAAAGAAGCGAUGCUUGCAAGAAAAGCAGAAACGACAAAGAAAAGAAAAGAAGCGAACCUAAGAACGAAGCGGUUCUUCUGCAAAGAUUGCACUAGUGCCUUCAAAGAACAAUGUCAUUUGAACGACCACUACCGGACGGAAAAGCACAAAAAAGCCGCCGGGCUUGAAGUUGAGGAAGCCACAUCCUCUCACCAACCUCUCAGUCCAUCAGCAGUCUAUUGGGCUUCUUAUCGAUACUGGGCUACCGCGGAUCCGAACACAGCCGAAAUGACUUCAAGGUGUUUUGACUGAAUCUGGAAAAGUCUUAAAAAGUGGAAGGUCGAGGUGAAAUUUAUCCAUGCCAAAAAAUCCUAACUCUAACAUGUAGUAGACCCAAACGUUUUGUGUCGUUUCCUGUCGAGCUUUCUUUGCGCCUCUCAACGCUCUUUAUCCUUUCAUCCUUUCUUCCAAAUUCAC